Oryza sativa Japonica Group (Japanese rice) is the source of this 2556-nucleotide messenger RNA. RefSeq lists its product as uncharacterized. The record is from RefSeq and is a predicted model, not a curated record. NCBI's taxonomy places the organism in Eukaryota, Viridiplantae, Streptophyta, Magnoliopsida, Poales, Poaceae.
UCGAAAACACCAACCGUUUCAAAUCCUCCUCCUCACCACUCCCAACGUCUACUCUUCCCCCAAAUCCCUCCUCCCCAUCGCGGCGCUGCCGCCGCUCCUCCUCCGGCAGCCAGCCAUGGCCACGGUCACGCCGGGGGUGCUGCUCAAGCUGCUGCAGGCGAUGCACACCGACGACCGCGUCGCCGGCGACCACCGCUCCCCCGUCCUCCAGGUCACGGCCGUAGUCCCCGCCCUCACCGCCUCCACCGCCGACUCCCUCUGGCCCUCCAACGGCUUCCUCCUCCAGCUCUCCGACGGCCUCCACUCCACCUACGUCCAGCCAUCCUCCGCCGACGCCGACGCCCUCGUCUCCGCGCGCCCGCAACUCGUCGGCCACCUCGUCCACCUCGACCGCCUCCGCUUCGCCCGCCCGGUGCCCCGCGCCGUCGGGAUCCGCCCCGUCCCGUCCUCCCGCAGCGUCUCCUUCGUAGGAAACCCGGAGCCGCUCGUCGCCCGCCCCGCCGCGUGCUCCCGCGGCUACGUCAUCCAGCCCGGGUCCCACUCCGACUCCGCGCCGCCGCUCAUGCCAUCCAGUUCCGGCAAUGCGGUGCAGUCCGAUGCAACGGAUGCCGUCAAGAGGAUUGUUCUCGCGCCCAAGAGCGUCUCCGAGGCCGCGCCGCCGCCCGCCGUUUCAGCCGCCAAGAGGCGGUUCUCGUCUCCGGCGCCGUCCAAGCAGCGAGAUCCGUCGCCUUCGGUCAAGGGCGGCGCGUCACGGCCUUCGUCGCCCUCGGUGAAGGGCGCUUCCCGAGCGUCCUCACCUGCGGUCAGGGGCACGCCCAGGGCGACGUCACCAGCGCCUUCCAAAUGCGUGGUGCCCAGCCUUGUUUCGGCCAAGGAGGAGAAUCGCCGCACGGCGAGGGAGCCAGCGAUUAUCGUGCCAUCGAGGUACAGGCAGCCGUCACCGGUAGGAGGGAGGAGAGGGGCGGCGUCGCCCGCACCCGGUGGGAGGCGCGCGUCACUGUCUCCUAGCUCCCGGAGGCUGUCCGGGGAAGGUAGCAGCAAGAAGAAGGUCGGGGUGUUGGUGGCUGGUAUCUCCAAGAUGACGGAUUUGACGAAUGGGUCGGCUGUUAAGCCGGGGAGGAAGAGCUGGGACAAUACCUCAAUCGCAGCAGCGGCUGGCUCUGUGAUGAAAUCGAAGGUCAAGGUGGAUAAGAGUACUAUUCUGAGGACACAGGAAGCAAUGGCAAGACGACUGAGUGAUGUUACAACAGAACUAUCCAGUAACGAUGAUGAUUCAUCUGUAGAUGAGAAGCCAAAGCCACGGAAGAAGAUAGAGUCACCUGCAGUAAAGACGAAAGCAAUGGCUCCAAAAAUUAUGCUUCAUGAUCCUAAAUGGACCGAUGGAAGCAUUCCAUUGGAUGGAGUUUCUGAUGUGCUUUCAAAGAUGGGAAAGGAAGCCACUGAACGAAGAGACGCAGCAGCAAUUGCUGCAGCUGAUGCUCUCCAGGAGGCAUUAAUCACUGAAUCCGUAAUCAGGAACCUAAGUAAAUUUUCUGAACUUACUUCAGCAUCGAAGACCUCCAAUCCCCUUCCAACAGUUGAUAUCUUCCUUGCUGUCUAUGAGGAUACUCUCAAAUGGAAGAAAAUUGCUGAGUCUAUAUCCACCAAUAGAACUGAAACUGCAUCAUGGGAGAAUUCAGCUACUCAUUGGGUUGAAGCAGCAUUGGCAACUGAUCUUGAAGUCCUAAAGUUGAUGAAUAAGGCACCUGAAUCGCUCUCUCGGAAAAGGGGUGCUGAUAAGCCAAAGGCUCCCUCGGUGGUAGAAGCUCCAAGAACAACCAUAUCCAAGAGGCAAUCACAUGGGACUUCUGCAAAGGUCCAGUCAAAGGUCUUACCGACCUCUACAGCGAGCUGCGCAUGGAACAAAACUCAGGGCGUGAAUGAGACGGCUGAGCUUGCCACGACCUUGUGCCGUGAGAUGCAUACGUGGUUCCUGAAAUUUGUGGACGAGGCAAUGGAUUUGGGUUUCCACCUUUUUGAAGAUCAGAAUGUUGCAAGUAGGGGAAAGCAGAGCAGCCACAUAACAAUGGUACUGUCCCAGUUCAAGAAGAUCAGUGACUGGUUGGAUGGAGUAGGCAAGAUUGCAGAAGAGGCUACAACUAAGGAUAAGGUUGAGCAGUUGAAGUGCAAGAUUUACGGGUUCGUCAUCAAUCACAUGGGAUCUGCAUUUGAUAGCUCGGUCUCGAUUUCAUCAAGGAAUUGAGGAAUGCUUAAAGUAAGCCUUUAAGUUUCUUCUCUUUUAUUUUUGUUCAUUGGGGAUGGGAUCAAAGCUACAUAAUUCUAUGACGAGAGGUCUGCUACAGUUUGUAGAAGCUACUCCUUCAGUUAUUACCUUUGGUUUUGCCUUGUGAAUAAGUUGUUUGUGAAAUGGUUCUUGUUUUAUCGGUUACAAUUAUGUACACUUGAUAGUUUAGCUUGCUGUAGUCUGAGUGAAUGACUGACUUGUUAGAGCUACAAGAUUUCAUUCUUACAUCCUUGCAAAUAUUGUGCUAGGAUUUAUGGUAUGUUAAUUUGAUU